AUGACACUUAUAUCAUUAAAGACUAAUUUAAAUCGACAAAUACAAUUGUUAAAUGAAGCACGUGAUAAUGAUGAACAACAACAACAUUCACCAUUUACAACAAUUCAUCAAUGUUCACAAAUUCGUUGGUUAUCUAUUUAUGAUUUACUUGAAAGUAUCAAACGAUCACAUGAACCACUACGAGCAUUAUUACUUGAAUGCAAACAAUCACAUCGUAUUGAAAAAAUUAAUAUGGUGAUAGUCAAUCAAUUAAUUGAUUUUUUUCAACCGUGGCGAAAUGUUUUAAAAGAAUUACAGAGAGGCAAUGCACCAUCCCUGUAUGUAGUAUUUCCGCGUAUAAAUUAUUUACAAGAAGAUUUACGUAAACGUGAACGACAAGGAAAAAGUGGUAAGAUAUAA
Molecule: messenger RNA, 399 nt
Organism: Rotaria sordida
Lineage: Eukaryota; Metazoa; Rotifera; Eurotatoria; Philodinida; Philodinidae
Source: the annotation of a GenBank genome assembly